GCGCGGGCGCAUGCCUACCUGGACGAUGUUUUUGUCGUCAUCGAUUCUCGCUUCGCCGCGGAAGCCGUCGCUGUCACGAGGGAGGCGCUGCAGGGCAUCGGUUUGGAGCUCCAGCUUGCCAAGUCCAAACUGUGGGUGCCCAGCCCGGCUGUACCGAUGCCGGCGCAGGUCGAUAUCCAGAGGGUUAACGAGCUGCGAUGCCUCGGAAACGCCAUGCGCUUCACCACAGCGGCUCUCGACGAAGACGACCAGCAUCGCCUCGGGGCCCCUCUUGUGCCAGACAGCCGUUUCCAGGCGUCGCUGGAGGCCUUGGACGCGUUCCCGGGGAGGGCGCGAGCACUGCUAGCCGCGGGCCUGCGCGUUCAGACCGCUUUCACGUUGCUCCGCACCUUCGUCGGCGGGGCCAACAACCACCUGCUCAGAGGGUGCUUUGCGAACGAGGAGUGGCGCGAAGAAUACGACGGCCGAGUGGUUGCCUUCCUGGAGCAGCUUCUGGGCGCCCAGCUCACCCUGCAACAGCAACGGCUGCUGUGGCUGCCGUGCCGGGUCGGAGGCUUGGGGCUGCAGUCAGCUCGUUUGACGAGGAGUGCGGCGUAUAUUGCCUCCUGGCAACAGUGCCUCUCAGACGUCGCCGCGGCGCGGGGGUCGCGCUCGGCCGACGCCCUCCUCGCUGGGGCGCCGCGCACGGGGGCUACCCUGACGGUCGCGGGAGACGAGCUCCGCCGGCUGGGGUGCCGCAACUACCAGGCGGACUGGGCAGCCUGCUUUGUUGCCAGCCGCGCGAAGCAGCAGAAGGCGCUGAUGAAGCAUAUCAGUGCGGAGUGCCGGAAGACAUUGCUGCGCGACCUCGAGGUCUCUGGUCGCGCCGACCUCCGUUCCGCGGGCGACAAGGGCGGCGCUUUCCUGCUCCCGCCCACCAAGAAGAGCCACCUUCUACCAGAUGAACACUUCAUGGUGGCCGUGCGCCUGCGGCUGCAGCUUCCGCACCCGGGAGCACUGGGCGCUCGCCCACCCGCUAGCACUUGCGGGCACCGCUCUUCGCAGUUGGGGCACAGGUGCAAUUGCGCCGUGGACGGCCGGGGGCACCACGCUCUGACGUGCGAAGUCGGUGGCGGAGUUGUCCGGAGACAUGACAGCAUCCGUGAUUGGUUGGCUGCCUGGAUCGCCGGCGUCACGGGCGCCCCAGUGCUCACCGAGCAGUUCGUGCCGAAGUGGGACCGAGUGGUGGAGGUGGACGGGGAGGAGCAGACUGAGCGCGCGCGCUUGGACGUUGUUUUUAAUGACCAAAACGCCCAACGUGCAUACGUCGACGUCUGCGUCCCCGCUGCUUCUUCCACCUGCCCCGAGCUCCUCCGUGCGCGAGCAGCGCGGGAUGGCGCGGCAGCCGCGCGGGCCGAGGACGGCAAGCGCCUCCGGUACCCAGGGCCAGACCUCGUGCCAUUUGCCAUCGAGGCUUUGGGCCGACCGGGGGACGACGCCGUGACCCUUCUCCGCGCGUGCGCGCCGGAGGACCCAGUCGAGCGGUCUCGGGUCCUGGGCUCGGCCUGGCAGUCGCUCUCUGCGCUGCUGCAGACGCGCAACGCGGAGCUGUUAUUGGCAGCAGAAUCGGCUUGA
This is a messenger RNA of Prorocentrum cordatum, 1614 nucleotides long. NCBI's taxonomy places the organism in Eukaryota, Dinophyceae, Prorocentrales, Prorocentraceae. The record is from the annotation of a GenBank genome assembly.